AUGAAGAUCAUCGUGACGGAUCAGAGGUUUUUUGAUUUGUUCAAAAAAUACGAUGGUUGCAGUAAAAAUGAAAUCAAAAUGAAGCGACCCACGCAGCUCAUGGAAGUGCUUGAAUUGGCGCGUGAAAUUCUUCACGAACAGCAAGAACAUCGUAAUGAGUUGUUGAAAGAAAUGGAGUUAUGCGAGGAGAAUGGUGGCAGUUCUUCGGAGCUGGAUCGAGAUUUGGAACGAUGCGAGGAAGCGAUCAAGAAAUGGGAUCAAGUUCGCACAGUACUUGAAAUGUAUGGCCAUUUUUCGGGCAUUAAUCGAAAAGUUCAGUUGAAAUAUUUGAAACCACGUGAAUUUAAAACAUCGGAUGGCGAGGAGGUACAUCAGCAAUCAGCACUGAUGCUCAUCUUGAAGUGGGGUGGCGAGCUGACUACUGCUGGACUUUGUAUCCGGGCAUUAGACGUGCUGAUGGUAAAAGUUACCCGGAAGAUACACAAGGGACUUUUGGCAUUGGAAGGGGAGCUUACCCCGAUUUUGAUGCAAAUGGUCAAGUCGGCAAACACGGAUGGCCUUCUGGAUGAUGAUAUCAAUGCACGAGAUUUUCAGCAUGAGCUUAAGUGCUAUCUUCAUUCAGCGUUGCAGGUUGAUCGUGAAUGGACGGCCGAAGAUCACGAAAAUCUCAAUCCGUCAGGGAUUCGUUCCAUGACAAAUGCAAUGGAAUUUAUCAAAAAUCCUCGAAAAAUGUGCGAAGAAAUUGCAAGUUAUGUGCAACGAAUGGUUGAAAUAAUUCAGUGGCAUAAGUGCAAUAAAGCAAGUCGCUGCUUGUAUCUGAACGAAUCGUAUGAUUUGGCCGAACGACGUUGGGCAAAAGAGUUGCAUGAAUUUCGUCGAGUGAACAAAAACGGCGAUGUGGAAUUUGAUAUUUCGAAAAUACCGGAUAUCUACGACAACAUAAAAUAUGACAUGGAACAUAAUCCAGACCUGUGCAUUAACAACGAAGUGGAAUUCGAAAGAAUGUAUCUUUGCGCCAAAAAUAUGGCCGAUAUUGUUGUACCACAGGUAAUUUAUGAACAACCAUUUGGGACUUUUAAAAGUCUGAAUUCUGUUCAAAUGAGGUGUUGGACUUUCUACCUUUUCUGA
Gongylonema pulchrum is the source of this 1128-nucleotide messenger RNA. NCBI's taxonomy places the organism in Eukaryota, Metazoa, Nematoda, Chromadorea, Rhabditida, Gongylonematidae. The record is from the annotation of a GenBank genome assembly.